This is a messenger RNA of Acanthochromis polyacanthus (spiny chromis), 3822 nucleotides long. It is a transcript of the gene cxcl8a, whose product is annotated as chemokine (C-X-C motif) ligand 8a. NCBI's taxonomy places the organism in Eukaryota, Metazoa, Chordata, Actinopteri, Pomacentridae. The coding region runs from base 3099 to 3401 and encodes 100 amino acids. Gene Ontology annotation, biological process: inflammatory response; cellular response to lipopolysaccharide; antimicrobial humoral immune response mediated by antimicrobial peptide. Gene Ontology annotation, cellular component: extracellular region. Gene Ontology annotation, molecular function: CXCR chemokine receptor binding; chemokine activity. The record is from RefSeq and is a predicted model, not a curated record. The transcript has 4 exons.
AGAGAAGCUGUGGGAAGACUGUCAGUCAACCUGCUCAAAAAUUACUGGAGACAUCUGCAGAAAACUGGUAGAGUCUAUGCCUCACAGGCUGCAAGAAGUCAUCAAGCAGAAGGGAUACCCUACAAAUUAUUGACAUAGACUAUAUUAUUGGUAGUUGUUAAAUAAAAAUGUGGUUUGAGCUCAAUUUAUCACUAAAUUUCUUUACAUAUUGAAACACAAAAAAAGGUCAUAAGUUUAUACCACCUUGAAUUUAGAAAACUUUUUCUUUGUCUUUAGUUAUGUGUAACAGAAUUUCAAGUGUGACGUUAAUAAAUGUGAAUUUGAUUGGGUAAUUCACAAUAAAUAUGUCAAGAUUGUAUGGAAUAAUUUGAUGCAAUAACAUUCAGUUUUGUACUUUGGUCUAAAGUAUUGGCCACCAGUGUUCCAUACAUAUGCUAUGUAAUGGAAACCUACUGUGCUUUUUGCACUUGAUGGGUGUUUUUCUAGUUCCAGUCAUGCUGGAGGAGUGUGUCAGAUGAGAAUAUUUGUUGCAUGCUUGCACACAUGGCGAGAAUGUCAUCAGUUUUAUAUGUAUUUGGUCAUAAACCAACAUAUUCCACAAAAUAACAUUUAUUUGGUGCAGGACUUGAUGUACGUGCCGCAUUUCUCGUGAAUUCAUGCAAUCGUUAUUGGGAAGCUGUCGGGGCAGGUUGAAAGAUUAUGGGAUCAUCAAAGUAAUUAAGCGUAAUCCUAUGGGAAUUGAUCAACUCUGUGUGCAAUCCAUCUAGUGGAUGUAAAGAAACUUCACAUGCUUAUGGGAAAAAUUGGAUCUGCUACAAAUUCUUGUGAAUUUGUCCUCCUGGGACCUAUGAAAUGAGGUGACAAUAAAUCUAUGAUUUGAUGGUCUACACCAAAGUAGUGGGCUGAGAGCGACUGGAACUGCCUUCCACUUAAUCUGCUUACUCAGAUUUAUUCAUCCAGUGGAAGUGCUUUUCUUCUUUGAAAUAAUGAAAGUUUUGUAAUAACCAAACAUUUAUGUAUCAUACUGUCAAGUUUUUUUGGAAACUUCCUGUCCCUCUGAAGUGACAGAGCCUGUUUGCUCUAUUGUGUGUGUGAAAUUCACCCUGCUUUUAUAAAAUUAAAUCCUGCAUAUCAUUGACAAUAAUAAAAUAGUUCACGAUUUGAAAUAGACUCUGUUAAAAACAUAAACUGGCAUAAAUGCACAACACUUUUCUUUUCACUCUGAUCGAUCUGUUAUGAAAAAUCUGCCCCCAGCACCGUUAUGAAAAAUCUGCCCCCAGCACCAAAUAAAAUUUACUCAGAAGACCAAUAAAUGGAAAUGGUCAUUUGUUUCCAAACAUAUGAUUGUCACAUGCUGCCUAUCAUUCUAUUUUUAUUGAUCUCACAACCUAUACUGAUUUAAACCGCAGCAGGGAGAUGGUAAAUAAGAAAAUUUCCAUUGUGGUUCAUCACGUGCUCUACAGAGAGUUGGCCAUACAAGGACAAGUAUGGUUUUAGUUAAGACCUGGUCAUAGCUUCCGGUCUGCCUGACUUUUAUUUUAGUUCUUGUUCAACAGUGAAAUAACUUCAACUGUACCAAAAAUGGUUAAGCUGCCAACAGACAGAAUGUUGGCGUCUGUUCAAAAGUGUUCAAUCAGUUCAGUUGAUUUAUGUGAGUCAACAAUUGAAAAAUAUGUGUCAAAACCGCAACAGUUGGCCUCUUGUUCAUAAGUUUCUCAACACUUCCUUCUGCUUUGUGAGAGUGUCUGCAGUGACGUAGUUGGCGCCACAAGAUCUGUUGGAGCUUGUUGCGGUUACAUCAGAUGUUCGUCCCAUGAAAGUUUUUUGGCACGUCGCCUGACUUUGCUUCAGGAAUGUCAAACGCAUGUGCUAGCAAUGUAUGCACCUUAUGAUGACUGUAGUAACUGUCUGGCAUUGACAUGCUCACAUAUGAGUGUACAUAAAUGUCAAAAGUUCAAUAUUUAUUUAUUACAUGCACUAUAUAACUAUAAGACUGCAAAUUAAUAGAAAACUUUAAAUUAUAAAAAAGAAAGGAUAAAAAUACUGAUGAGGAAGAAUACUGUAUGUACAGUAAAGGAAAAUAAAAGGUGCUUAGUCUAUAACCGUUAUAUACAGUGAACUUUGCAGGAGUGAUGCAUGGAAAUACAAAUAUCAGUAGAAAGUGCGGUAUGCAAAAGUUAUUCAGUAAUCAUCAGUAAAAUCCUAAGACUGUUGUGAUAAGAACAAGAGAAGGCUGCAUGUACCCAUUGCUAAAAUCCAGCAGUUGUGUAGCUCUUGUUCCUGAGGUCUACACUGAUUUGCCAUUAUUGAACAAGCAAUAAACCUGGCAGCGCAUUUGGGGUAGAGUUUGGAUGCCAUCUAAUUGAGUAGAUGUCUGAGUGCGUUAGAGAUCUGCCAACAGCAAGUUCACUAAUGGCUCUUGGCACAAUAGACUGCUCUUCCUGAAGGUGAAAUUUUAAGUGACACAACCGGAGGGUGACAUUCAUCAGCCACUCAUUCUGAGAUUGCAUUUAACUGUUCAUUUUAUUACAUGUCAUCGGUGAAUCAGUUAUCAGUUGAUCAAUGUCGCAUCCUUGAACUCAGCAUGAGCAAUCCUGCACACGUUUAUAACAGGAAGACAGACAUUUAUAUAAUAUUAUAAAAGGCUUCUCAAACAUUCCUGUCGUGUCUGUCAAUUUAUUACAGAGUUUUAGUCACAGUGUUUUUCCAAAUCACAACUCUGUCUGAGUGACAAAUGCUGACCUGGGAACUCUCUUGAUAAAUCACUGAUAAGGAAAGAAAGAGAGGUAGAAACCUGAGCGUAAAUUCCCGCUGAGUCCCAGAUUGCACAAUCCUUCAGAGCUGGGAAAUGACUCAUUUCCGGGAGACGGCUUUAAAAGGAGGGCCUCUUCAGCGCUAGAUUCAAACAGCAAACAGCUGAGAGAGAGAAAGCAGCUGAACACAGAAGAGGAAAAGUAGAUAAGAAAGGGAACUGAAAGAGAAGUACUACAGAAUAAAAUAUACCUUCUCUACUCUUGCAUAGCGCUCAGGCUUUAUCUGACGGCAUCCUGAAGAACAUUCUUUCAUUCUUUAAUUAUUGCAAAAUUUGAGAAAUCAAAAUGGCAAGCAGCAGAAUCAUCAUUUUCUCCAUUGUGGUGCUCCUGUCCUUCCUGGCCAUCAGUGAAGGGAUGAGUCUGAGAAGUCUGGGAGUGGAGCUGCACUGUCGCUGCAUCAUGACAGAGAGCAAACCCAUCGGCCGACACAUUGAGAAGGUGGAGCUGAUUCCUGCCAACUCCAACUGCCAGGAGACUGAGAUCAUUGCCACCUUGAAAAAGACAGGCCAAGAGGUUUGCCUCGACCCUGAGGCUCCCUGGGUGAAGAAAGUGAUCCAGAAAAUCAUGUCCAGCAACAGAAGACGCUGAAGAAAUGUGGCAGAUGAGCUUCGUGAGUGAGCCGUUUAUGGUCAAAUGAAAAGCACCGAAGAGUAUUUUUUGAUCAGAUGAUCAAGUCAAGACAUUACACUUAUUUUAUUUUAAUACAUGGAACCACUGUCCUGAUCAUCUGUUGAAAAUGACAGCAGAUUUUAUCCAAUCAACUUGUUUGUAUCAAACAUACUGUUUAUGUCUUUCCUGGUUUCUAUGUCACAUAUGUAUUUUGCAGUUAGCAACUAUUUUCUGCUUGUGGAGUUUGUAAAAACUGUACAACUCUUCCCUUGUCUCAUUUAACAUACUUAUUUAUGUAUUUAUGAACAAUUAGUGUAUUUAAAUAUCUAUAUAUAUGGUUGUGUGUUUUGGGUGAUAUCUUGUUCAUUGAUUAAAAUAUUAUCUUUAAACUGAAAAUGAA